AUGGCAAUGACUCUGAAGUCACUCCAUCCAUUGAGAUAUAUCGAAGACGCCGAGGACGGCGAUAUUCCUUUCGUAGCGACCCCAUCUGCAGAGUCAACCAUGGCGGAGAUUGAAGAGUAUCGCUUCGAGGACUGUCUGAAACUUCAUCACAUUGUUGAGAGUGAUAUUCUACUCACAGUCGAUGGCUUGCCUUCGGUGACAACGGCCUACUACAAAGAGCAGCUCACAGUCGUUCAGACAGUGAGGGAGUUCGAGGACCUCUCGAACAACAUGUCCGUGCCAGUCCUCACCCGAACACUUCAAGGGCAGGCAGUGUACGAAUCCAUCUUCGCACUGGCAAACCCGCAGAAUGGAAUCCUUGCGACGCUUUAUACAAUCAAGCAGGCCUGCUCGCACGUUCCUGGUAAACAGUCUGGCCAUCAUAACCCAGCACCUCGACAUCCUCCGGACGAAGCUUCUCGGACCAGUCGAUCGUCAGGCCAUCGAUUUCAAUCAGUUAACUCAGUUGAUCGGAAGGGCUCCGCGGGGAACCUUCCGAGGAGGAAACCCGACAUUUAUCCAUGGUAUAGAAGGAGAGUGCGUAAACAACACUCUUACUGUACUGUACAAAGGCGUAGCACACUUCAUCUGACUUACGUACUUACCAUUUACCAUCAAUAA
This is a messenger RNA of Rasamsonia emersonii CBS 393.64, 660 nucleotides long. RefSeq lists its product as uncharacterized. The coding region runs from base 1 to 660 and encodes 219 amino acids. NCBI's taxonomy places the organism in Eukaryota, Fungi, Ascomycota, Eurotiomycetes, Eurotiales, Trichocomaceae. The transcript has 7 exons. The record is from RefSeq and is a predicted model, not a curated record.